AUGACAAGAUCACAGCUGGGAGCCCUCGUACGAAAUCUACGAACUGCUGCAUUAAGAACAACGACAACGGGCUGUACUUUACGGAAAAUACAGACACCCGCGCAACCUCAGACUAGACCCCAAGAGAGACUAAACAUCACGUUCUUCGUCAACAAACACAACAGCCUAAGCCAACGAGUGGCGGAAGAACUAAAAGCCAGGAAUCACAAAGUGCAAGUUUGCGAAGUCGAGAAUGCAGAGGAGAUGGUUGUUAACGCGAAAAUGACAAGUCCGGAUAUGAUAUUUUGCCCUUUCUUGACAUUGCGCGUUCCUGAGGAAGUCUGGGCCGACUCGCGAGUUCCCUGUCUUAUUGUACAUCCGGGUAUCGAGGGCGACCGCGGAAUGUCGUCACUUGAUUGGGCAUUGAAGGAAGGAGAGAGAGACUGGGGCGUGACAGUGCUACAAGCGGCGGAGGAGAUGGACAUGGGUGAUGUCUGGAGCACGCAGAACUUCUCCAUCCACCGUGAGAACAUCAACACUCUGACAAAAUCUAGUCUUUACAGCAACGAGGUCACCUAUGCUGCUGUAGAGAACUGCUUACGAACCAUUGAAAACUUUACUUCCGGUACCCAGCCAAGGCCCCUUGACUACUCUAAGCAACACAUCCGCGGGAGACUAAGAACGUCUAUGAAGAACAUUGACCGAAAAAUAGACUGGGAGAAAUCGUCAGAGGAAGUGGCACGCAUAGUGCGCAUGUCAGAUACAGCACCAGGCGCGCUCGCACAUUUAAAGCAGAAGGGGUCUGGUAAUGAGGGGUCGAAGGCGUGGCGAGUGUUUGGCGCUUCCAUCGAAGAGCAACUCCCUGAAAGUCGGGGCGCACCCGGAGAAAUCAUAGGCCAAAGGGAUAACGCGAUUCUUGUAAAGUGCGGUGCGGGAAGCGUAUGGCUGUCGCACCUCAAGAAAGAUAAGCUCAAGCUACCAGCCACAUACUGGUUAAAGGACCUUGAAGUGCCUGUCCUUCCGAGUCCUCCAGUAGAAGUACCUCAUGGAACAUUCCCGCGGACUUUUCAGGAAAUCUGGACGACAGUCAGUCCUGAUGGCAUCUGCUCGGUUAACUUCGAGUUCUACAAUGGCGCCAUGAGCACGGCGCAGUGUCGCCGCCUUUCCUCUGUCUUACAGGCCGUGGAGAGGGACGACAGAGUCAAGGUGGUAGUGCUCAAAGGUGGCUACAACUUCUACAGCAACGGCAUUCACCUCAACGUGAUCGAAGACGCGACCGACCCCGCCUUGGAGGCCUGGAAUAACAUCAACGCCAUCAACGACAUCGUGCGCAACGUCUUUACUAGCAAGAAGGUGACGAUUACCGCUAUGCAAGGUAACGCAGGCGCGGGUGGUGUUAUGAUGGCACUGGCAAGUGAUCUGACCUGGUCACGUGAUGGCGUAGUCCUGAACCCUCACUACCGGCUGAUGCACCUGUUUGGCUCCGAGUACCACACCUACUUUCUUCCCCAGAGGGUAGGGCGAGACAAGGCAGAGGACCUGCUAUCCUCGGCUGCGCCUCUGCUUUCAAGAGAAGCUGUCAAUAUUGGCUUAGUGCACUCAGCGUAUGGGAAUACGGUCCAGGAGUUCUCUGCGUAUGUUGAUGAAAAAGCUAGAUAUUUUGCUAGCAACAAAAAACAUCAACAACUUAUCAGAAUGAAGAAUAGCUAUCGCUCAGAAAAGUGGCUGCAAAUGCUUGAAAAACACCGAGAGAAUGAAAACUUAAUGAUGAGAAAAAGCUUCCACAGCCAAGAAUUCCACAACGCAAGAAAAUACUUCGUAUAUCACUAAUGCCAGCUAUUAAAAAACACAUUUAAUAACUUUACAUUAAACAUUGCAUCCCUCAACUUAUUAUAGUAUAAUUUGCAAUUUUUAUUUCAAUUUUUAUUACCAUAUCCAGUCAAAUAUCUAACAAGCCUUAGCCAUUAUGUGGAAUUUUAUCAAUGUAUCAAUAGGUGGGUAGAUAAGAUGGAACAAGCAUUUUCAGGGCCGUAGCUAGCAUGGGGCAGCUGCCCCACAUCAGUAGAGCCGAAAUUUUUCGUAUAAACGGUAAAAAGGAAAGGGUGCCUGCUACAACAGCAAAUACAAGGAAUGUCUGACGCGUGCCCCCAAAGCGAAAUGUUCUAGCUAUAGCCCUGGUUUUGUCCCAUUUACCCACUGAAAAAUUUUAAAUCGAACAAGGAGAAACGGCAAAAUUGAACCACAUUUUUGUAAAAAAGUAGACUUUACUCUAAAUCAACAUGUAAUUAUAACUUGAGGAAGGUAAGACCCCUGUAACAGAAAAUGGCAAGAAAGAAUAAACAAUUUUGAGAUGUGUAAUUACUCCUAAAAA
Molecule: messenger RNA, 2350 nt
Organism: Nematostella vectensis (starlet sea anemone)
Lineage: Eukaryota; Metazoa; Cnidaria; Anthozoa; Actiniaria; Edwardsiidae
Product: hydrogenase maturation factor HoxX-like
Biological process (GO): biosynthetic process
Molecular function (GO): catalytic activity
Source: RefSeq, a predicted model, not a curated record